AUGGCACUCAGACGGUCUACCCGACUAGGUACAGUCCCCAGCAUCCAGAACCCACCCGUGCUACAGCGCACAGCACCCAGCAAAGUGUCAAGGGUGCAACACGGCGCCGUUGCCAAACCCCGCAAGCUCUCUACGAAGCCAAAGAAACCAGUUCCAGAUGUCAAGCCAUCCACCACCUCCGACUCCUACUGGACCUCAGAGUCCCCAGCUACACCAUCUAAACCCCGAAAUGUCUCCCCGCCCCCUCUCAACCGCCCCGUCGACCCGCACCGAACAAACGCAACCCUCCUCACCCCUCACGGCUCCUCCGUAACUGCCUACCCACAAGACCUACAAGAUGCCUCGCCCUCAAAGACCGGCCUGCCCCGACCCAUCGCUACAACAGGAACGCUUCUCGAGAAAGCAACCGCCCACUUAAUAGCCACAGACCCGCGCCUUCGACCCGUCAUCGAGGCGCACCCGUGCCCACUCUUCUCGCCCGCCGGCCUAGCAGAAGAAAUCGACCCCUUCAACAGCCUGACGAGCAGUAUAAUCGGACAACAAGUCUCCGGCGCAGCGGCAAAGUCUAUUCGGAACAAGUUCCUGGCGCUCUUUGACAGCCUGGGAGAUCGCAAGUUCCCCACGCCCGAGGAAGUCGCGCGGUGCGAUAUUGCCACGCUGCGCACGGCGGGCCUGUCGCAGCGCAAGGCGGAGUAUAUCCAGGGAUUGGCGGAGAAGUUUGCUGCUGGGGAGCUGAGUGCGCAGAUGCUGGCGAGGGCUAGUGAUGAGGAGCUUGUGGAGAAACUGACUGCGGUGCGUGGGCUCGGAAAGUGGUCUGUUGAGAUGUUUGCCUGCUUUGCUUUGAAACGGAUUGAUGUGUUCUCGACUGGGGAUCUGGGUGUCCAACGAGGCUGUGCGGCCUUUACGGGUCGCGAUGUGAGCAAGCUCAAAGCCAAGGGUGGUGGCAAGUUCAAGUACAUGUCUGAGAAGGAUAUGUUGGAGCUGGCUGCCAAGUUUGCCCCAUAUCGGACCCUGUUUAUGUGGUAUAUGUGGCGGAUUGAGAACGUGGAUGUGGCCGUCCUCGCUGGUUGA
Molecule: messenger RNA, 1071 nt
Organism: Penicillium riverlandense
Lineage: Eukaryota; Fungi; Ascomycota; Eurotiomycetes; Eurotiales; Aspergillaceae
Gene: alkA
Product: DNA-3-methyladenine glycosylase II
Exons: 3
Coding region: 1-1071 (356 amino acids)
Biological process (GO): base-excision repair; base-excision repair, AP site formation; DNA alkylation repair
Cellular component (GO): nucleus; protein-DNA complex
Molecular function (GO): alkylated DNA binding; DNA-7-methylguanine glycosylase activity; DNA-3-methyladenine glycosylase activity
Source: RefSeq, a predicted model, not a curated record